Molecule: messenger RNA, 3042 nt
Organism: Panicum virgatum (switchgrass)
Lineage: Eukaryota; Viridiplantae; Streptophyta; Magnoliopsida; Poales; Poaceae
Product: putative disease resistance protein RGA1
Exons: 4
Coding region: 33-2123 (696 amino acids)
Molecular function (GO): protein binding
Source: RefSeq, a predicted model, not a curated record
UGAAGUUAUGCUUGACUUGUCAUGGAACGCUAAUGGCACUGCGUUUUCUGAAAGGUGGCAGAGGCGACCUAUGCAUUGCUUCAUUUGCACCUGCUAGGUUCCUGCGAGUAUUGGAUUUAAGUGAGUGCUUCAUACAGUGUUUCCCAGAUUCCAUUGGCGAACUGAAGCAGUUGAGAUAUCUUAAUGCUCUAGCGAUCAAUGUCAAAAUUGUUCCAGAAUGUAUCACGAAACUCAUCAAUUUGGUUUAUCUCAAUCUUCAUGGAUCUAGUAUUUCUGCCCUGCCAGAGUCAAUUGGAAAACUGGAAAGGUUGAUGCAUCUUGAUAUUUCAAAUUGUGACAAUAUACAUCAAUUGCCAGUCUCAUUCAGGAAUCUAAAAAAAUUGGUGCAUCUGGAUUUGACACGUUGUUGGCGUAUUUCAGAUAUAUCAAAAUGGUUGCAGAACAUGAGCCAAUUGGAUCAUCUGAACUUAUCAGGUUGUGGAACUAUUGGACACCUUACAAGAGCAAUAAGGGGCCUCACAGGACUGGAAUAUUUGAAUUUAUCACAUGCCUCCGCUAAUGGAUUACAACAAGCCCUGGUCAAUCUCACUAAACUCAGGUAUUUAAAUUUACGAGCUAGCCUGGAUGGCCGAUUACAUGAAAGUAUUGGGAACCUAUCCAAUUUAGAGUGCCUAAAUUUAAGUCGGAAUUCUAAGCUGCGUACCAUACCUGAAAGCAUUGGGAACCUCAGAAAGCUCAAUACACUAGACCUCUCCUAUUGCAAGAAUCUACGGAGGCUGCCAGGUAGCUUGUCUGCAAUUAAUAGUCUGAGGUUUCUACAUAUAAAUGAUUGCUGGGAGUUAGAUAAGUCCACUCUGCCUCAGAAUAAGAAUAAUUCAUCCUUGGUACCCAAUUUUGUUGUCCAUGCUGGUGAUGGUGAAUCCAGCAGCAAUCUUCGCGAGCUAAAUGAUAUACAUCUAACCUUUUUGGAUAUAAGCAGACUUGAAAAUGUGAAGUCUGCAGAAGAGGUCAAGAGAAUAAAUCUGGCGGGAAAGAGUAUUGAAAAAUUAAAAUUGGCAUGGACUAGGAAUGCUAAGAGAUUUGGAGACGAUGGGGAAGUUUUAUCAGAACUGGUGCCACCAGCCAAACUACGAUCAUUAUCAGUAGAAGGAUAUAAUAGCAUUAGCUUUCCAUUCUGGCUAAUGAGCAUUGCUACUUAUCUACGCAGCCUGAGUAAUCUUACCCUACGGGGCUUGCCCAGUUGCAACGUCCUACCACCACUUGGUCAGUUGCCAUUGCUCUGCGAGCUGAAGAUCGAUGGAAUGGGCAGCAUUAGGAAGAUUGAUGGGGGCUUUUACUGGGGCAGAAGAGCGUUUCCUCUACUUCGGUACUUUUCCCUAUCCCAUAUGGAUUGCCUGGAAGAGUGGAGCGCGGAGGAUGGUUUGAAUGAGCUCGCGUUCCCACAACUUGGGGAGUUGAGAAUAAAUCGCUGCCCGUUGUUGAGGUUUAAAGCAUGCUCGCCUCCAGGCGUAACAGUGGUCAUAGAUAGUAGUGACCAAGUACUAUUGUCCUCAGGGGAGAAGAACAGAGGUCACGUCCCUGAUGGAAGCGUCGCUCUUGGACUGACCUGCAUCAGUAAGCAAGACCUGAUGAUACACGGGCCCAACCCACGGUUCUUCUACACAAUCCCCACUCCAACCCAUGUGCUUGACGUGACACGCUGUAAGGUGCCUCUGCAUCAGUGGAACUUGCUGCGCCACCUUCCAGGCCUCAAACGCAUCGAAAUUACUGACUGCAGUGAUAUUUCAUGCGGCUCCACAGAUUUUCGUCAAUACAUCUCCCUAGACUCUCUGACUGUGAAACAUGGGCAAAACGGUACUGUGACGCUGCCGGAGAGGUUAGGAUACACCUCUCUUGCGGUAUUCUUUUGCAAAGGCAUCAAGACUCUACAACUACCAGAGAGCUUACAACAACUCACAUGCCUCCGGCAUCUUGAGAUUACUAGCUGUCCCAAACUUGUGGCGCUGCCGGAGAGGUUAGGAGACCUCACGUCUCGUGAAUUUCUGGUUAUACGAUUGCAAGGGCAUCAAGAGCCUACCAGAGAGCAUCCAACAACUCACAUGCCUCCAAUGUCUACAAAUUAGUUACUGUCCCGAACUAGUUCAGUGGUGCAUAUCAUAGGAGAAUAGGAUAAAGCUCGCUCACAUCAAAGACACAAUAUUAGAUGAUAAGCGGUUUUGUGUGACGGGGCAGGAACCAAAACUAAAGAACGAAGGUGGCCCUGAUUCCGACCUGCUCGUGCACAAUCAUGAUGACGCGCUUCUUUUCAGAAUGAAGGUGCCCCGACGAGUUACAAUGAGAGAAAGUAUGAGAAUGAGGCUUCAAAGCAGCAAAGGAAAGUCCUUGAGCUGAUAAGACAUUUUGAAUCGUUAACGGCAAAGGAUGAAAAGAGCGGUGCAAGUGAGGCAGCCCAUGAUGCCAGAGAACUAAAGGACCUGCCAGAGCUGGAGCUGACAUUCAUCCUGGGAACCUGGAUAUGCGGGAUCAACUCUACUACUACGCCAGGACCCAGCGAUACCAGGCGGCGUAAGACCGUGAAUUCUAUUUAUCGGGCGCGUGAUUUCCCGCCGACCUAUCGCAGAAACAGCUGUCGCCCGCACACUCUGCUUUUUCAACCUCGAGCUCGCGAAGGUGGUUGGCGCCGGGGUUAAAGAGGAGGGUUGCUGGGUCUGGGGGUGGGUGAUCUGAGCGGCCGCCGUCGAGGUCUUCGGAGUGGUGGAGGGCGGCAACGGACCUUAGGAUUCGGGGUUCCAAGACUCCAAUGACCACCGAACCUAAAGGAGGGGUCCAGAGGUGGCGGCAGCCCGGCGGUAGUGGUGGGUUGGCUGGCGGAGAGCAAGGAAGCACAGGAGCGCCGACGGCCGGCCGAGGUUGGACAUCCGGAGGGUGGUGGCCGGCGGCUAGGGCGAGAAAAUGGUCGGGGCAGCUGUGGCGGGUUGUGGGCGGGCAGCGCAGCAGCAAGACCCGGGGCGGAGGACGGCUGGCCGGAGGAUGGAAGGUGGA